AUGGCAAGUGAUUACAACAUGACUGUGUCCUACCUGGCGUCUGCGAACAGCUAUGGCGGAUUUAGCGAUGGUCGAGCUCAAGUUUACAUCCAUCCUCAGAGCGAUCCGUACUUUGAAAAUCUGUCGCAGAUGGUGCCGGGGGAAGGCUUUGAUAUGUCAAUGUAUCCCCCGGGAUCGCGAGGACAUUCCGCUGGGGUCUGCCGUCCUUGUGCUUGGUAUUGGAAGCCCAAGGGCUGCUGGCAUGGGAAGGACUGCCCACACUGCCACCUUCUGCACCCUCGCACCAAGCUCAAGAAGCCCAAAACUAGGACACCUAAGCCAGAUUUUCUGCUGAAUCAGAGGCGUGAGAUGGUCCACACGGAUUUCACACCAGCACCUCUCGACUACUUGGCCCCAGUGUGGCAGCCAGGAGGGGAUGUGGCAAGUGCAGCUGCGCCCUGGAAUUGGCAAGUGUAUGACGAGGAGAUUCCGCCCCAGACUGAUCUGGCAUCCGGCAGCUCGGCUCUUUCCGAGACCUCUUCUCAAGUACAGGUCAGAGAUCCCGUUCCCCAGGAGCACAGGAAGUCAGCUGCACAGUGGUUGGCCGAGGGCCUUGGUGAUCUCAAUGCCCCUCAAGCCUCGCCUGAUGGAGAGGCCCUCGCCAUGCCCGUGCUGCGCAUGCGUCUUUAA
Symbiodinium sp. CCMP2592 is the source of this 669-nucleotide messenger RNA. The record is from the annotation of a GenBank genome assembly. Lineage: Eukaryota; Dinophyceae; Suessiales; Symbiodiniaceae.